This is a messenger RNA of Paramecium sonneborni, 2001 nucleotides long. The record is from the annotation of a GenBank genome assembly. Lineage: Eukaryota; Ciliophora; Oligohymenophorea; Peniculida; Parameciidae.
AUGUAAGAAGAAAAUCCUAAUUUUGGUGAUGCUUAAGAUGAUGAAGAUGCUUCAUAUAAUAAUAGUAGAAUUCGUAAUGAAGUAAAUGAAGAAUUUAGAAAAGUGUCUGAAAACAAAUUAUAAGUAACAAAAGUAAAUGAAGAAAAUAACAUUUGUACAAUAAAAUUAUCAAGAACAAAAACUGCUGAAAAAUAAUAGGAUCAUAUGAUUCUAUUAUUAUCACUACAAGAGAGAGAAUUAUAUAUAAAAUAAGUAAGUUUUAAAGUUGACAGCUGGAAAGUAUAUGCAGAAAGUGAAAAAUUGACAUAAUUAGUUAAACAAAGCUAAUAUCAUUCAACAUUAGAAUUAAUAAAAAGUAUUGUACCUGAGGUAUGCAAUAUUAUAUUGUCUUUUGAAAUACCUACAAAUAGUGGAAAGAAAUCAGAUAAGUAAGAAUUUGGUAGAGCACAUACUCAUUCUCAACCUAUUCCUUAUUCAGGAUUCUCUACUUGUUGUUGGUCACCUUAAGGUCAUUUAAUUACAGUUCAUAAUACAGCUACUAAUCAUUAAAAAUAAGCUAAAGAUUAAAAGGCUCAAUAUAUAACUUUGUAAGAACUUAAUUCAUUUGUAUUUUCAUAACCUAAAACUAAAUAAUCUAAUCAAUAAUAAAGACAUGUUGUAGAAAUCAGAGAAGAUGAAGAAAAUCUAUAACCUUUUUUCUAAACUGGUAUUUAAUUGAUUUCAGAAAAAGAAGACGAAGCCUAUGAUUAUCUAAAUUUCUAAUUCUUCUAUCAUUAUUUUCCUUAAUUUCAUCAAUAAGAAGUACCCAAAGAAUAAAAAGUAGAAAAAUUAGCAUUUUAUAAAGAUUAUGAAAUUUAUGAUUUGCACAAUAAUCCAGAUGUCAUUAUUUUAGGAGAAUAAUUCAAAAAUCUAUCUAAAAAAGUUUAUGAAUAAUAAGAUAAAAAAACAGUUAUCAAUUAAAAUGUGGAAAUUAGUGUAAACAUUUUUUAUUUCAUUUUAGAUAUACGAUUUUGGAAGUUAUUCAUUUCAUGUUGAUAACAUUACAUAAUUACAUGAAUAUUUUACUAAUCAUAUGAAAAAGAAUAAUAAUAAUACUAAUAUCAAUAAUCCAUUAAAAAUUUUAUAUUAACCAUUAGAGGAAUAUUUCAAAUUAUAUAAUUCAAGCAUUUCUAGUUUUGUUCUCACAAGUGGAGUUACAUGUAAUUAUAUCAUUAAUUUAAUUUAGUGGAUCUCUAAGAAUAUAAUAUGAAAAUUCUAAAAAUUUUAUCUGAUUGUAUCUAUCACUAGUAAUAAAAGAGAGUAAUGUCUCAAGAAAUGAAUCUAAUAAAGGAUUUUUAAGAAUAUUUCAAAAAAUUAUGGAACUCUUAAUAUCAGAUAUACAAAUUAUAUGAUCAGAUAGCUUAUUCAAUAAAAAAAAGCAAUUUAAAAGAUACUAAAAAGUUAUUAGAUUGUGUAUAUUAAUUAAAAUUAGAAUCAAAUAUUGAAAUGAAAGAUUAAAUAAAAGAUCUAAUAAAAGAUGAAAUAAGUAAAUACAACAAUUAACCAAAUCCAAAACUCUUUGUUAAAGGAAUAUAAAGUAUUUCAGUCUAUGAUAACUUUCAGAAGAUAUCAAAUGAAAGUCCUAUUUAUAUAAUAUGGAAUUAACUCAGUAAUUUUCCCUUAAUAGUAACUGAUAAAGUUGAGUUUAGUAAAUUAAAUGUUCUUAAGACAGCACUUAGAGCUUAGAGUCCUAUUAAUUUUUGCAUUUAUAAGAAAUUAAAAUCAGCAAGUUAUUAGGUUGCUAAUUUUAGAGAUAGAUUGAACAAUGAAAUUUAUAGUUAGGGACCCUUAUAAUUAGGAAAUGUGAAAUAAAAUUAAAAUAAGACAAUUUGUUCUAUCUGUCAAUAAGUUAUCACUAGUCAUGGGUUGUUUUGUAGUUCAUGUUAACAUGGAGGUCAUUAUGAACAUAUGCUCUAAUGGAAAUAAACAUGUGCAGUUUGUGAUUGUGAUUGUAGAAAAUGA